AUGGAUGUGUUCGCUUGGAAAAUGCAUGACAUGGAGGGGAUUGACCUGGAGGUAUGCUCACAUCACCUAAGGAUAGAUCCCAAAUUCAAGCCGAUCCGACAGAAGAUGCGUAGAAUAGCACCCGAGCUACAAGCGGCGGUAGAGGUCGAGUUGAAGAAAUUACAAGUGUCUGGAAUCAUUCAUAAGGCCCAAUACCCGCAAUGGAUAUCUAACAUGGUGAUAGUCCCUAAAAGGAACAGAGGGGUCAGGAUCUGCAUCGACUUUAGCGAUUUGAAUAAGGCCUUCCCAAAGGACAGCUUUCCUCUCCCCAGCAUCGAUCAAUUAGUGGAAUCCAUAGUCGGAUACAAUGCGAUAAUGCUAAUGGACGGGUGCCACUUAUCAGAGACGUAUUUCCAGACUCACAAGAUUCGAGUUCUCACGAAGUCUUCUAUAGAAUCAGUACUUGAUAAUGCAGCAAGAUCGGGACGGAUCUCUAAAUGGAGUGCUCAAAUUAAGCAAUUUUAUAUCUUCUAUGAGAUGAGAACGGCAGUAAAGGCACAGGCGGUGGCUGACUUUCUGGCAGAUUUUCCCUUAGACGAUGAGAGUGAAAUCGAAGAUAUUCCGAGCAUGGAAGAAGACCGAGAAGAUCCAUCCGACCUCCUUGAAACAUGCAGCUCGACACGAUGGGAAGUAUUCGUAGAUGGGUCGUCCAAUAAAGACGGAUCGGGAUUAGGGAUAGUCUUCACUACACCAAAAGGGAAGAAGAUGGUUCAUUCGUUUAGGCUGGAGUUCAAGGCAACAAACAAUGUCACUGAGUACGAGGCCGUCAUACAUGCCUUACUGUUGAUCGUAGAAAUGGGGAUUCACGAUGUGAGAUUAACUAGUGAUUCUCAGUUAGUGAUUCGUCAAAUUAGUGGAGAGUACGCUAUUUACGAUCCAGUAUUACAGAAAUAUUGGGAGCUCGCCCAAUUUUACAUCAAUCAGAUUCCCAGCAUCAAGUUCCGAGACAUCUGUAGAAAAGAUAAUCGGCACUCGGACGCAUUAGCCUACAUCGCCUCAAUGUUAACAGACUCGACUAUUGAAGGAAUCCGAGUCAUGAGGAUCUUGAUGCCAUCCAUACCUGAAUCCAUAGACACUAAAGCAUACGUAGCCGUGACCACGACCGACAAGUAUGAAGCUGGCGAUUGGCGCAAACCCAUUCAUCAAUAUUUGGAGACGGGAGAACUACCAAAGGGACGACCCGAGAUCAACAAAAUCAAAAGCAAAGCAGCAGCAUACGAAUUACAAGACGACGUCUUAUAUAAAAAAUCUUACCUAGGACCGCUCCUAAGGUGUUUAAGCAAAGAGGAAGGACACUCAAUUUUGAAUGAGCUACAUUAUGGCGUCCCGGGAAAUCACAGCUCGGGCCGAAGUCUAGCAACCCGAUCUAAGACCAUGGGAUACUUCUGGCCAUACAUGAACGAGGAUGCGAAACAUAUGGCGUUAAUUUGCGACGAGUGCCAGAAGUUUGUCAAGAAGAUACACGCACCUGCAGUAACUCUAAACUCAGUGAUUAGACCUUGGCCCUUCGCCAAGUGGAGAAUCGAUAUCGUGGGACCACUGCAUGUCGGGUCGGGACAAAGAAAUUAUUUAAUCGUGGCUACUGAUUAUUUCACUAAAUGGGUGGAAGAUGCACCACUAAGGCAUAUUCAGGAUAAGGAUGUAUUUCGUUUCAUUUGGGAACACAUCAUCUGUCGUUUCAGCGUACCGACAUCAAUUGUAUUGGACAAUGGAAAACAACUACAAGGCAAGAAUAUCGACCUGCUGUUUAACGCCUACAACAUUCAAAAAAGCAAGGCGACGCCCCUUUAUCCGCAAUGUAAUGGGUAG
Messenger RNA from Papaver somniferum (opium poppy), 1848 nucleotides. RefSeq lists its product as uncharacterized. Lineage: Eukaryota; Viridiplantae; Streptophyta; Magnoliopsida; Ranunculales; Papaveraceae. The coding region runs from base 1 to 1848 and encodes 615 amino acids. Gene Ontology annotation, biological process: DNA integration. The record is from RefSeq and is a predicted model, not a curated record. The transcript is spliced from 3 exons. Gene Ontology annotation, molecular function: RNA-DNA hybrid ribonuclease activity; nucleic acid binding.